Aspergillus welwitschiae is the source of this 2070-nucleotide messenger RNA. Its product is annotated as Glucanosyltransferase-domain-containing protein. Gene Ontology annotation, molecular function: 1,3-beta-glucanosyltransferase activity. The transcript is spliced from 4 exons. Bases 301 to 1914 code for a protein of 537 amino acids. Gene Ontology annotation, biological process: fungal-type cell wall (1->3)-beta-D-glucan biosynthetic process. Gene Ontology annotation, cellular component: fungal-type cell wall; cytoplasm. The record is from RefSeq and is a predicted model, not a curated record. NCBI's taxonomy places the organism in Eukaryota, Fungi, Ascomycota, Eurotiomycetes, Eurotiales, Aspergillaceae.
CUCCUCUUUCUUCUCUUCUCUUCUUCUUCUUCUUCCUUCUUCUUCCCCAUCUUCUUUCUUUCUUUCUCUCCUUCCCAGCCACUUCCAUCAUCCAUCCAGCCAUCGCUAUAUCCACGGCGCCUUGUUUCAGCCGUCAGUCACUCGUUGUAUACUUCUAGACUUUCUUCCUCUUUCUCCCUUGUAUCUUAACUCUCCUGUGGAAAGUUGAUACCUCGGGACUGCAGUGCUUUUUAUCUGCAGACUUAAAGAACCAGCUACAUUGAAUUCGGACUCUCGCUUCACAUAUAACUGUUCACCAUAAUGAAGUUCUCCGCUACUACCCUUGCUGGAGCUUCGCUCCUCCUGGGCCGCGCCAUUGCCGCGGACCUGCCUGCCAUUGAGGCCAAGAGCAACAAGUUCUUCUACUCCAACAAUGGCACUCAAUUCUUCAUCCGUGGCGUUGCCUAUCAGCAGGACUACACGAGCAACGGCACUGAUUCCUCCAACGCGGACUACACCGACCCUCUGGCCGAUGCCUCCACCUGCAAGCGUGAUAUCCCCUACCUCCAGCAGCUGCGCACCAACGUGAUCCGUACCUAUGCUGUCGACCCCACCAAGGACCACACCGAGUGCAUGCAGGCGCUGCAGGAUGCUGGCAUCUACCUCAUCACUGACCUGUCGGCCCCCUCGACCUCCAUCAACCGGGACGACCCCCAGUGGAACACCGACCUCUACUCUCGCUACACCAGCGUCGUCGAUGCCUUUGCCAACUACACCAACGUCAUCGGUUUCUUCGCCGGUAACGAGGUUGCCAACAGCCAGAACAACACCAACGCCAUUGCCUACGUCAAGGCCGCCGUGCGUGACAUGAAGGCCUACAUCAAGGCCAAGAACUACCGUAGCUCCCUCGGCGUUGGUUAUGCCACUGACGACGACUCCACCAUCCGUGACGACCUGAAGAACUACCUGGUCUGCGGUGAUUCGGACGACCGCAUCGACUUCUUCGGUUACAACAUCUACGAGUGGUGCGGUGACUCUUCCUUCAAGACCUCCGGUUACCAGGCCCGUACCGAGGAGUUCAAGGACUACCCCGUCCCUGCCUUCUUCUCCGAGUAUGGCUGCAACAGCCCCUCUCCCCGUACCUUCACCGAUGUCCCCGUCCUCUUCGGUGACCAGAUGAACGACGUCUGGAGCGGUGGUAUCGUCUACAUGUACUUCCAGGAGGACAACGACUACGGUCUGGUUUCGGUCGACGGCUCCAGCGUCAGCACCCUCAAGGACUUCUCCAACCUGUCUUCCCAGAUGCUGAAGGCCACCGCCACCGGUGUGAACAGCAACAGCUGGUCCGCUAGCAACACUGCCACCCCUACUUGCCCUAGCGUCGGCACCGCCUGGGAGGCCACCAACACUCUGCCCCCCUCCCCCAACGAGGAUCUCUGCUCCUGCAUGGAGGCUUCUCUGUCUUGCGUCGUCAAGGACUCGGUCAAGGAGAGCAAGUACGGUGACCUGUUCGACUACAUCUGCGCCAAGGGUGACUACUGCGCCGGCAUGUCCAGCAACUCGACCACCGGUGACUACGGUGCCUACAGUGUCUGCUCCACCAAGCAGCAGCUCAGCUUCGUCAUGAACCAGUACUACGAGAAGCAGAGCGCCAAGGCCAGCGCUUGCGACUUCAGCGGUGAUGGUACCACCACCUCUUCCAGCGCCGCCACUGGCACCUGCUCUUCCCUGCUCAAGGAGGCUGGCACCGCCGGUACCGGCAGCGUUACCUCCUCCCCCACCGGCGGCGGCUCCGUUGCCAGCGCCAGCUCCAGCACCUCCGAGGGUGCUGGUGCCGGUCUGACUGCCCCUAACGCUGUCCAGGUCGGCAGCUGGCAGCUGGGUGCCUAUGCGGUGACCGCCGUUGGCGCCGCUCUUGGCAUGAUCCUGCUGUAAGCACGAAGCGGAAGUGUGGGGCCCUUUUUUUUCCUGGCCCGUGAAGACUGGUGGAUUUGUUAGCCGUACAUAAUUGAAUCCGUUCUACUUUGUGAUUAUUCCAAGUAGCAUUUAAUGCACAUAUUUUGUAUCACUAUCUUAAAUCUAUAACUGCCC